Messenger RNA from Plutella xylostella (diamondback moth), 10779 nucleotides. The record is from RefSeq and is a predicted model, not a curated record. NCBI's taxonomy places the organism in Eukaryota, Metazoa, Arthropoda, Insecta, Lepidoptera, Plutellidae.
GCCAUUGUAUUGUGAUCGUUGGUGUAACUUGAUUUGUCAUAAAAAUUAAAUUGUUUUUAAAAUAGAUUCUAAUGAAUAUAUUUUGUACGGAUAUUUUAGUGGAUUUAAUAACUUUGACAAUAAUGCGUGCCGAACAUUUUAUACCAGAUAAAUAGGCAUCUUCGUGUCACAACGGAUACUCCGGAGUGCAUUCUGAUCCGGGGCAGCGAUGGAGGGUGGAGCGCGGGCCCUGGACGUGCUUCCACUGCUGCAGGAGCGGGCGGCAGCGCUGACGGGGGGCCGCGACCGCCGCGGGGGGCCCAUCAUCUGGUUCCCGGCCAGCGCGCGCCGCGACCGCAUCGUGCCAGAUGACUACCGCCGUCUGCUGCACUACUUGAUCAGCAUACCCAGCGAUUCCAUAAGAUCCCAUGGGUUUACUAUACUAAUUGACAUGAGAGGUUCAGCCUGGGCAGCCAUCAAGCCAAUCCUGAAGGUUGUUCAAGAGCACUUCUCAUCUUCCGUCCAUCAGGCACUGGUAGUGAAGCCUGACAACUUCUGGCAGAAACAACGCACAACUAUAGGAGCUCAUAAGUACAAGUUCGAGACAACCAUGAUUAGUUUAGAAGCGCUGCCAAAAGUCAUAAAUACAACUCAGUUAACACCAGAUUUAGAAGGUACCCUGCAGUAUGAUCAUGGCCAAUGGAUAGACCUGAGACUGGCCCUAGAGGAGCUGAUGUGGCAAACUGGCGAGUUGCUCGACCGUCUCGACGACCUGCAAGAAGACGUGGCACGUGCAGACUUCGCGGAUGACGUCACGGGCGCCCGCCGCGCCAUCGACGCUCACGCCGACAUCAGCAAGCGUCUAGCCAAGCUGCCUCUCAACGAACUAGAGGCACAGGGUGAGCGGGUGCUGCAACGUCUAGAGGCGGCCGAAGCUGCGUCAUCAGAGGCGGGCGGCAGUGCGGAGCCCCCGGCGGCGUUCCACUGCGGCUCGCCCGCCGCCGUGCGCACGCAGCUCGCCGCCGUGCGCUCGGCGCACGCGCACGCGCACAAACUGUGGCAGCACAAGAAGAACCAGCUCGACCAGUGCUUCCAGCUGAGGCUGUUUGAGCAGGACUGUGAGAAGAUGCUCGAAUGGAUAGUGAACCACCGCACCGCGUUCCUGGCCACCUACGUGGAGAUCGGCCGCUCGUGUGCGACGGCCAAGCGCCUUCAAGAGGAACAUGCUCGCUUCGCGGCGGCCUGCACGGGCGGCGGCCGGCCCAGCGUGGCCAGGGUCACCACGGCUGCCAGGAGACUGGCAGAUAAGCGACAUUAUGCCGAGGCCCAGAUCACGGCGUUGGCGCUUAGGCUCGAGAGGGCCUAUAAACAGCUGUCUGCCGGUCUAGAAGAGCGGUCAGCCGUGCUGUCGCUCUCCGUAGUGUUCCACCACAAGGCCGAGGCGUACGCGUCGGCAGUGGGUGGGUGGGGCGCGCAGUGCGCGGUGGCGCUGCAACUGGCCACGGGGCAGGGCGGCGGCGCGCCGUGCAGCGAGCCCCGGGCGCUGGAGCAGCAUGCGCAGCGGCAUCGGCAGCUCUAUGAGCACAUGUGCCAGGCGUAUACUGAGGUCCAUUCCACUAGUAAAAAGCUCCUGUACCAGCUGGAUCAUCUGGUCCAAGUGUGUCAUCAGACGGACCCAGCUGAUAACGACUCACGCGCGUGCUCAAUGAGCACAGCGAGCUCGAGCGGCGGCGACCCGGCCGCGGACUACAGCUCCGGCGCGAACCACGUACUCGCCGUCAUCCACCAGAUCCUCGGCCACCACCGGGCCCUGGAGGCUCGCUACCACCAGGCGAGGCUGAAGCUGCAUCAGCGGCUCGCCUUGCUGCUGUAUAAAGAGGACUGUCGACAGGUUUUCCAAUGGCUCUCAAAUCACGGUGAAGUGUUCCUACAAAAGAACACUGCGAUAGGAAGGAAUCUCCAUAAAGCUAGAGUAUAUCAGAAAUCUCAUGAACAUUUUGAAAAUGUUGCACAAAACACAUACACAAACGCGGAGAAGCUGUUAGCGGCCGCGGAAGAGCUGGCCAGGUCUGGCGAGUGUGACCCCGAAGACGUGUUGGGGGUGGCUCGGGAGCUGGAGGCUCAUGUGGCGGCCUUCGCGUCGAGAGUGGACCGCCGGCGGCGGAGACUUGACUUAGCUGUGCUGCUGUAUACGCAUGAGAAAGAGCUAGUCCAAUGGCUGGACACGCUGCGAAGCGGCGGCGGCGUGUGUCCCGCCGACGACAGCCCGGAGGCGGCGCGGCGCGCGCUGGAACAGUGCGCACAACAUCGCGCCGCCAGUCUAGACGCAUGCGCAGCCACGCUGGCCCAGGGAGAGGCCUUGCUACAGGAGCUAAGGUCAUCGGUGGACUCGGACGCGGCGAGCACGACCGCGGUGGAGGCUACUCUCGAGCGGCUGCGCGGCACUAGGGGCGCGCUGGAGGAGCUGUGGGCGGGCCGCGAGCGGAGACUCGAGCUCACCGUGCAGCUGCGCCACUUCGAGAGGGACGCGCUGGAGGUGUCGUCCCGGCUGGAGCUGUGGGGCGACGAGCUGCAGCGCACGGAGCCGCCGCGCGAGCCCGCGCAGGCGGAGCAGGCGCUCGGCGCGCACAACGAGAGCGUCGCGCGCAUGCAGCACGCCACCUUCCAGGUGGUCCAGCAAGGGCAAGAGCUAGCGGCGGCCAUCGCUGAAGCCUCCGAGGUCAUGGCGGCGGCGGCUGACGGGCCGGACGCGCCGCUUGACGCCCAAGCCAGGGUGCAGUUGCUGUUGGAAUUCCUCCACGACCGGCAACUGGAUCUGGAGGAGCUGGCUGAAGAGAGAAGGGCGAGGUUCGAGCAGUGCGUGCAGCUUGGGCAAUUCAACGCGGACGCAGCGCAAGUAGUCAGCUGGAUCCGCAACGGAGAGGCCAUGCUUGCCGCCUCAUUCUCCAUCCCAGGAACUCUGGCCGAGGCCGAGCAGUUGAAGAGAGAACACGACCAGUUCCAAGUGGCCGUGGAGAAAACCCAUGCGAGUGCGGUCCAAGUCAAGUACAGGGCCGACGCGCUACGGGCGGCUAAUCAUUAUGAUCCGCAUACGAUACGAGAAAUCUCCGAAGAAGUGACCGAGCGUUGGCAGCGUCUCGUCACCUGCGCCGAAGAGCGGCACAAACUCGUGACGGCUUCACUGAACUUCUACAAGACGGCGGAGCAGGUGUGCUCCGUGCUGGACUCGCUGGAGCGGGAGUACCGGCGCGACGAGGACUGGUGCGGGUCCUCCGCGCCCGCCGCCGACGAGCCCGCCGCGCCCGCCAUAGUGGACAAGGCGGCUCAGGUGGCAGCCCUAAUCGUGAAGCACGGCGAGCAGAAAGAGGCGUUCCUCAAGGCUUGCACCCUCGCCCGGCGGACCGCUGAAACAUUCCUGAAGUACGCCGCGCGGUCGGCCCAGGUUCAUGGCCAGACAGCCGCGGCUAGCAAGACGCAUCAUGAGCAGACCAGGGCCAUUCUUGAUACUCUGCUGUCUCAGGAGAAUAAGGUGCUAGAACACUGGACAGUGCGCAAGAAGCGUCUAGAACAAUGCCAGCAGUUCGCUUUAUUCGAGCGGUCAGCCCGCGCCGCCGUAGAAUGGAUCCGGGAGACCCAGGAGCGCUGCGGGGCCGCUGCCGCCGCCGCCGUCGCGGGCGUGGCGAGGGAGAGCCGGGAGCGAGUGCGACUGCUCGCCCAACUUGCUGACGGAUUAGUCGAGAAGGGGCAUCCACACGCGGUGCAGAUCAAGGAGUGGGUCGCUGCUGUUGACGCGCGAUAUGCGGAGUUCAGCGGCGGCAUGGAGGGCGGCGAGAGCGAGGCGGAGAGCGACUCGGGCGUGGCGGCGUCGCCGGCGUCGUCGCACUCGGCGCUCAGCGAGCCGCGCGCCGAGCCGCCGAGCGCCGCCUCCGACGACAAGCGACGCAGCACGCGCCGCAAGGAAUUGAUCAUCCGAGAGUUGCUUCAAACAGAGCGUGCCUACGUCAAAGAUCUAGAAACAUGCAUCACAUGCUAUUUACGAGAAAUGCGUACAGACCCUACUUCAGUACCUCCAGCGCUACAGGGCAAGGAGGAGAUAAUCUUCGGCAACAUCGAAGAGAUCCAGAGGUUUCACGAGCGAGUGUUUCUACGCGAGCUGGACAAGUAUGAGACGAUGCCCGAAGACGUCGGCCAUUGCUUCGUGACUUGGGCCCGCGAAUUCGACAUGUAUGUGUCCUACUGCCGGAACAAGCCCGACAGUAACGCCCUCGUUGUGCAACACGCUGGGGACUACUUCGAAAGAGUACAGCACAAGAAGAAAUUAGAACACCCAUUGGCUGCCUACCUUAUCAAACCCGUCCAGAGGAUCACUAAAUACCAGCUGCUCCUGAAAGAUUUACAGUCCUGCUGUCAAGAAGGACAAGGCGAGAUUAAGGACGGUCUCGAGGUCAUGCAGUCGGUGCCGAAGAAGGCUAACGACGCGAUGCACCUCUCCUUACUAGAGGGAUGCGACGUGCCCACAAACAGCCUGGGCGAGGUGGUCCUUCAGGAGUCAUUCCACGUGUGGGACCUUCGUCAGAUCAUCAAGAAGGGCCGUGAGCGCCGCGUCUUCCUCUUUGACCUGCAUCUGCUGUUGGCCAAGGAGGUCAAGGACUCGCACGGCAAAGCCAAGUACAUCUACAAGACCAAGUUCAUGACAUCAGAGCUCGGCGUGACGGAACACAUCGAGGGGGACGAGUGCAAGUUCUCGGUGUGGACGGGCCGCGAGCCGAUGGCCAGCGACUGCCGCAUCGUGCUCAAGGCACCCUCGCUGGAGGCCAAGCAGACGUGGGUGCGACGCUUGCGCGAGGUCAUACAGGAAACGUACUUCAACGCCGUAUUACCAAGGAGUCCGGCGCGGGUGAGGCCAACCAGCUCACAGCGGUCCAGCAAGGACAUCGAUGAAAACCUAGAAGAGACAUCGACUCCAGACCGCAACUCGCUCACUUCUUGCGGUAGCGGCAACACCACUGACUCCGACAAGGGUGUGGGCGAGUUGUCGUGGGUGGUGAGUGAGCACGUGGCGGGCGGCGCGGGCGAGUUGUCCGUGGCCAAGGGCCAGCAGGUGGAGGUGCUGGAGCCGUGGAGCCGCGCCGACUGGUGGCUCGUGCGCGCGCCCGGCGAGCCCCCGCAGGAGGGCGCGGUCCCGGCCCACGUGCUCAAGCCGCAGCCGACGCCGCAGACCAAGACCUCGCCCUCGAGGCGGUCCCUCAGCCAGCCGGCUGAAGAACCCAUCGAAGCGGCGGCCUCCGAGUCCGGAGUGAGCGCCGCGAGCCCCGGCAAGCAACGACGAGGCUUCAGCGGAAGGCGAUGGCUGGGAGGGCUUCGUAAGCCACUUAAAUCGGAGAAGGUGACUGGGGCUGGGCCGCCGAGCGCGGCUGACAAACCUGCCCCACUGCUGAAGAAAACUCCAUCGGACAAGAAAUUCAAGAUUCCCUUCAGCAGUGACAGUGGUCGCGGAGACGACAGUUUUGACAACCAGAACAUUACUCAAGGCACCUUCGAGGAAGGUGAAGACAACGAUAUUGAACUACCACCCCCAAUGGAACCCAUACAAAACCCACAAUCGGUGCUCCAGCAGUCCCCGGAGCCAGCACCUACGUCAGUGCAACCCACUAUGAACUCGAUGGAGUCGAACGGAGGGCCAGCUGACAUAGCUGAGAUCGAGCAGAUAGUCAAAGAGAAGAUGGAGCAGCACGGAGGGGUGGCCAGCUCGUCGAAGGGUGACGAAGUGGAGGAGGCGACCGGCCCGGGCUCGGACUCCGCCGAAGCCGCGCUGCGCAAGCGGGAGUACGUGCUGAAAGAACUGAUCGAGACUGAAGAGAUCUACGUCUCGGACCUGCGCCUCGUGUGCGAGGGCUACAUGAGGCACAUGCAGGACAACACAUCUGAGCCGAACAUGCCGGACAGCCUGCGCGACCGCCGCCGCCUCAUCUUCGGCAACAUCGAGACCAUCUACGACUGGCAUCGCGAUUCGUUCCUGCCGGAGCUGCGUCACUGCCUCACGUCGCCGGAGCGCCUCGGCCCGCUGUUCCGCAAGUUCCUCGAGAAGCGCAUGCUGAUGUACGAGUCGUACUGCCGCAACAAGCCCGUCUCCGAGUACAUCGUGUCCGAGCACGAGCAUUACUUCAUCGAGCUCCGGCAGAAGCUGGGACACAAGCUGCAGCUGGCGGACCUGCUGAUCAAGCCGAUCCAGCGCAUCCAGAAGUACCACUUGCUGGUGCAGAAGGUGCUGACCUACAGCGAGGGCGGGUGUUGCCCGGCGCCGGUGCUGGCCGCUCUGGCCGAGGCCGUCACCUGCACCUCCAUCAUACCCAAGAACGCUAAUGACAUGAUGGACGUCGGCCGUCUGCAGGGCUUCACUAUGAACAUCACGUCGCAAGGCAAGCUGCUACUCCAGGAGCCGCUGGUCUGCUCUGAGGCAUCCAGCAGCGGCGAGGGAAGAGGCAAGGAGCUCCACGUGUUUCUGUUCGAACAGUGCAUCAUCUUCAGCGAUGCUGUGGGCAAGAAGAGCCAGUUCACCAGCCCCACUUACAACUACAAGGCGCAUAUACUGGUGAACAAGAUGGAGAUGGAGAAGCUGGACAACGGAGCUUUCCUCCUGCAGUCGACGGACCCGAACAAGCCGCGCGUCUCUUACGUCUGCCGCGCAGCCGAGCAGCGCCGCCAGCUGUGGCUCAACACGCUCAACUCCAUCCUGCAGUCGCAGCGCAUGUUCGGCGACGCCCUCGAGAACCCCGGCGCCUAUCUCCGCGAACUGACCCGCGACCCCCCGCACCCCGUCGCCGGUGGGUUGCCGAAGAGCGCGUCCUUGCGAGACGCCGCGCGGCACCAGCGGCCCCACGCCAAGGCCAACACCAUCAACCUGCCGCCCACGUCGCCCGGGCCCGCGUCGCCGCCCGCCCAGCCGCCCUCCAACGGGGUGAGCAAGCGGCCGUGGGGGCUGAAGCUGCGGCGCGGCGGCGGCGGCGGCGCGGGGGCGGCGGGGGGCGAGGGGGAGCAGCGCGCGCCCGAGCUGGCGGUGCCGCUGGCUGACGUGGCGGCGGCGGCGGGCGGCACGGCCGUGCUGAGCUGCCGCGUGGCGGGCGGGCGCGCGGCCGCGGCGUGGCGCAAGACGGCGCCCGACGCGCGCUCGCUGCGGGCCGGCGCGCGCCUCGCCAUGGACCUGGCGCCGGACGGGCUGGCCACGCUCACCAUCCGCGACGUGCGCGCGCAGGACGCCGGCGUGUACUGCUGCCUCGUGAGCAACGCGCUGGGCGGCGUGCAGAGCUCGGCGCGGCUGGUGGUGGGCGGCGCGCCGGGCGUGCCGGCGGUGCGCGCGCUGGCGCCGGGCGGGCUGCUGGUGCAGUGGGACGAGCCGGCGCCCGCGCACCUCGAGUACUGUCGCGCGGGCGAGGACUGGCGGCGCGCCACGGAGGCGCCGGCGGCCGCCUGCUCGCUGCCGCUGGCGGAGCUGCCGCCGGGGCAGUACAGCUUCCGGCUGGUGGCGGGCGGCGCGGCGGGCCCGGCCAGCGCGCCCGCGCCGUGCGGCGGCUCGUGGCAGCGCGAGCAGUUCGCGCGCCGCUACUCGCUGGAGGAGGAGCUGGGCCGCGGCCGCACGGCGCGCGUCGUGGCCGCUCGUGACACCGGCACCGGGCAGCGGGUCGCCUUGAAACAGGUGGUAUCGGGGCGCGGCGCGGACGCGAGCCGCGAGUACCGCGUGCUCUGCCGCUGCGCUCACGGCGGGCUCGUCCGGGCCCUGGCUCUCUUCUCCGAGGUCCCCCGCGCUGGGGUCACUUCCCUAGUGCUGGAACUAGUCGCUGGAGGCCCGCUGUUAGACUGGGCUGCCAGUGGGCCGCAUUAUACGCAGCAGCUAGUGGCUACGCAUAUGAGGCAGUUAUUGUCGGCGCUGGACUGGCUGCAUGCGAACAAUGUGGCGCAUCUUGAUGUCAGGCCAGAGAACAUUCUAGUGGAACUGAGCGGCGCGCAACCUCAAUUGAAACUAGUGGACUUGGGGUCCGCGAUCGAGACGGGGGGCGGGGCCGGGGGCGCGGGGGCGUCCCCCUCCGAGGUGCUGCCCCCCGCGCCGGCGCAGCUCGAGUUCGCGCCCCCGGAGUACGUGCUGGGCCGCCCCCCGACCCCCGCCUGGGACUCGUGGGCCGCCGGCGUGUUUCUAUACGUGUUUCUGACUGGGCUAUCCCCAUUCCUGGACGAGUCCAUCGAGGAGACGACGGCCAACAUCAUCAAGUGCGACUACUGCUUCCCGCCGGAGCACUGGGCGGGCGUGGCCCCGCGGGCGCAGGCGCUGAUCCGGGCCUUGCUGGAGCCUGCAGCGGCCACGCGCCUCGCGCCCGCCGCGGCGUUGCAGGAGCCCUGGCUGCAUGAGGCGCCCGCGACGCCGCUGUCCGCGACACAACUGAAGACUUUCCUAGAGCGGCGCCGGCCGGGCGGGCUCGGGGACGCCAUCUGCCAAUCACUGCGCUCCCCGGACACCUGACCCCGCCCCCUCGCGGCCACGCCCCCAGGGACCACUGACUGUGACCAGUGAUCUUCACUCACUCAAGAGACGCGCCGUGCUAUGACUUUGGAAGUUAAAUGCUGAAAGUUGUCUUAAGACUUUCCUGAUACUGUGAAAGUGGGAGCUCGCUUUAUUGACACUGAUUUUAUAAAAAGUCAGUUAGGGUGUUAUGAGCCCCGCAAAUUGGUAAUGUGCCUUGCAGCCAUUUUAAUGACGUGAAUCGUGACAUUCUUCGUUCUAACGUAAAAGUGACCAACGAGUGCCUACUCGUAUCGACCUUACUAUGAUUUCAUUUGGACAAGGUUCCAGCGCAUUAUCAAUUUUCAAAACUUCCACUGUAGCACAUCACAAGAAUGAUAUGCUUAUCAAAGCGAUCAAGAUGGCUUAACAUGUUUAUUAAAUGUUGGGUUUAGCUACAUUUUGCAGGCGAACGGCAGUAUUUUUAGAUCUUGUAAUAUUCUUUGUUAUGUACUCAAAAGGAUCCAAAUGUUUAGCGUAAUAUUUCUGUAGUCAUAUUUCCCACCUUUGAAAUUGUUCUGAAUGAUUAUGGUAAGAUUGUAUUGAAUUCUUGCUUUAUAAAUAAAUAAAUGUAAAAUAUUCUGGAUUCGUAUCAAAAUGUAGAAAUCGUGUUGUGAGCAUUAGAGGAAUGCUAGUCAUGCUACGAAAUGAGUUUUAAAUGAAUUUGCUUUAAAGUAUUGAUGAGAUAGCGAUCAAAAUUAGUGCCCAUUCAAAGUCAUUUCGGUUUUUCUAUACCUAUAGAUAAUUUUCAGAGCGGAUUGCGGAACUUUACAUUAUUAAAAAUAAAUUAAGGUAUUUAUCUGUAAUCAAACCAAAAUUUUAAGAUAGUAAAUAUGAAAUUAGAAGUUCUGCUCAGUCCCCUACUGUAGCCACGGCAGCGACGCUGCUCGGGGUCACUGACCCCCGCUUGCUUUAGUAACUUACUUACCUACAUAACUUGUGAUUAUAAAUCUAUAUAAAGUUACGAGUGGAUGUAGGGGAAGUCUCUGUGAUUUAUGCUAAAUAAUUGUAUUACGAUAAUUUCAUGCUUAUUCCUAAUUUAACGUAUGACUUGUUUAAAUCUAUUUUUAUUUUAUUGUAUAUAGUAGUAAGUUGUAGCUUGUAAUUUUGUUCUAUUUUGUGAUCAAAUUACAAUAAUGUGUAAGUAUAACGCGUAUAGUGUUAGCGGUAGCUGCAAUAAUGAUUCAGUGUGCCGCACGCUGCCCUUGGCUACACGAUUAUAUCUUAUCAAUUUCGGAUUAUAUUGUAGGUAUAAGUUUCAUAACGACUGCCUUACACAAUGUUACUAAAAAUAAUAUUAUAAAGACUUGUAUAGUUUAGAUAUUAAUUUAGUCAGAAUGUAUAACUCUACGAGGAACCAACACAAUGAAUGAAAUAAUUAAAAUUAAGAGCAUUAUGUUUUAAAAUAUGUGUAAAGCUGGCUUUUACUAGAGGUAGGUAUUAUGAACAAUGUAUAAUUUAAAAACACAGCAUUCUUGCCUCAUAUUGUAUGCAGUUCAGGACUCACGCAUUGUCAAGUCCCGGUCUAAUGAACUGUCCAAGACAGAACAGGGGCCAAUUUACACUUUAUAGUUUGAUUCAUAACGCGUGCUAUGCAAUGUUGAAGUAACCUAUGGCUGUUUGGAUAUGGAAGUAUCUUAAUUAUUUAAAACGAGCCUCUAUUAAUUAUUGUAAUUCAUGUCAAUAUAAAAAUAGGUAAAGUAAAGAAUUUACGUGUCUUUCAAGAUUCAAACCAGCACUCUAGUUGUAAAAAAUUGGACCCCUGAAACAUUUUACAGCCAUCACAAACACAGGAUGUAUUGGAGUAGUCACCGUUUAGAAAUGUACCACUCUCACCACUAUGUAGGUAUCUAAUGGAAUUAUGAUAUUAAACCAUUAUAUAUAAUUUUAUUAUCCAAACGAUUGUUUCAUUUUUUAUUUAGGGAUAACAUGGAUACAAUAGUUUUAGUUCAUUACCUACGAAAAAAACAACAAUAUGAUGGUACACAAGAAUAUUAUUUAUUUUUCAAUAAAAAGUACACAAUAUGAAAUGCAAAUUGUAUCUUAGAAAACUAGUAAGUAAGUAAAUUACCUAGCGGUUCACAAUAAAUAUUAUGUGCUAUAAUAAAUUUAAGUUAUAAAAAUGUGCUUUAGUUGCGAAUUAGUAUAAAUGCAAUACUCAGAAAUUAUGCAUUGCUUGCCUAUUAGGUACUUACCUUAAUUUUGGACUACCUACUUAGAGAGAAUAAACGAGAACAAUCAGUGCAAUA